CCAUUCCAAACUAAUUGAAAAAUCUGUAACAACAAGAAUACAAAUACAAACAUGUGUAUGACAUGCACAGCGUCUCUUCCCUUUGAACUCCAUUUCUCAAACAACUAAGAAAAAAGAAAAAAGAAAAAAAUCUAAGUAGUUCUAAUUCAAUUUUUUUAAAAUUUUUUAUGGGGAAAUUCGAUUUGUGUUACGUUCCAUUGUUCGUAUUCAUACUUGUUGUUUAUAGUGUAGUAAAGGUGGAAAGUGAAGGUGUGAUCAGAGUGAAGUACAAAUUUUCCGGGUCGGAAAGAAAUUUGCGUGCCCUAAAAGCUCAUGAUGAAAUGCGUCAUCUCCGAAUUCUCGCCGGCAUCGACCUCCCUAUCGGCGGCUCGGGUCGACCCGAUUCCGUCGGGCUUUACUUUGCUAAGAUUGGGAUUGGAACACCUCCAAAUAAUUAUACUGUUCAAGUGGAUACAGGAAGUAACAUAAUGUGGGUUAACUGCAUUGCAUGUCAAGAAUGCCCCACAAGAGGCUAUCAUGGUCUGGAGCUAACACUCUACAAUCCAAAGGAUUCUCUCACUGGUAAACUCAUUCUUUGUGGUCAAUCAUUUUGCAAAAACAUCAACAGAGGUUCAGUACCAGGCUGCUUUGGUAAUAGUCCUUGUAAUUAUAAACAAGUUUAUGGAGAUGGAAGCUACAGCAAUGGCUACCUUGUGGAGGAUGUUGUCCAAUAUGAUCAGGUGUCAGGUGAUCUCCAAACUAAAUCAGCAAAUGGGAGUGUUAUUUUUGGGUGUAGUGGUUCACAAUCUGGGGACCUGAGUUCCUCUGAUGAAGCUUUUGAUGGGAUUCUUGGAUUUGGGAAAUCAAACUCAUCCAUACUUUCCCAGCUGGCUUCAUCUGGAAAAGUGAAGAAUAUGUUUGCACACUGCUUAGAUGGUGUGAAUGGUGGUGGUAUUUUUGCCAUUGGGAAUGUUGUGCAACCAAAAGUGAACAUGACUUCAUUGGUGCCUAACCAGCCACAUUACAGUGUCGAUAUGAUGGCAGUUGAAGUUGGUUAUCAGUUUCUAAAUCUGUCUGUUGAUGUAUUGAUGAAUGGAGAGAACAAUGGAGUAAUAAUUGAUAGUGGAACAACAUUGGCUUAUCUUCCUGAGGUGAUUUAUGCUCCACUAGUGAAAAAGAUACUCUCCUGGCAACCUGAUCUGAAAUUGCGUAAAGUUCGUGAUGAGUAUACAUGCUUUAAAUACUCUGAAAGUGUUGAUGACGGAUUUCCGCAAGUCAUUUUUCAUUUCAGAAAUUCUCUAUCUUUAAGAGUUAGACCCCGCGAGUAUCUGUUCCCGUUUGAAGAUUUAUUUUGCAUUGGAUGGCAAAAUAGUGGUAAUCAAUCAAGGGAUAAAUGGAACCUUAUGCUUUUUGGAGAUUUGGUACUAUCAAAUAAGCUUGUCCUGUAUGAUCUUGAAAACCAAACCAUUGGCUGGACUGAAUAUAAUUGCUCAUCAAGCAUUCAAUUAAAAGAUGAAAUAACUGGAUCAGUUCGUUUAGUAGGUGCUCACUCUCUGUCAACUGGUUCUCGUUUGACAGCGCACACGGCUCUAACAUCCUUGUUGUUAGUAGCUCUGCUGCACAAUUAUCUAUUCAACUGGUAAAAUCUGGUCAGUAUUAGCUUCUGGUACCCUGGAGAAGUAGAAUUCGUUGUGAAAAGAAUAGUUCAAUGUAUUGAUACAAUGCAGCUUGUGGCUGUCAAGCUGUGUGUGAAUAUUUACAUUCAGAAUGGACUGGAAAUGAAAAUAUAGAACAGAGUAACAGAUAA
Molecule: messenger RNA, 1786 nt
Organism: Lycium barbarum (goji berry)
Lineage: Eukaryota; Viridiplantae; Streptophyta; Magnoliopsida; Solanales; Solanaceae
Product: aspartic proteinase 39-like
Exons: 10
Coding region: 168-1622 (484 amino acids)
Biological process (GO): proteolysis
Molecular function (GO): aspartic-type endopeptidase activity
Source: RefSeq, a predicted model, not a curated record